AUGGCCCAAUGUGAGACUAUCCCCAACACUCGCAUCUACCAGGGUGUCAAGAAAGGAUUUCGUCUAGCGGUUAACGCAAGUCUCUCUGACGGUCCUCAUGAUGGUACUUGUGUCAUCUCUGUGCCCGUCCUCACUAAGGAAUUUAUGGCGAACCUUCCUUCCGACAACUUCAAAGUCGAGAUGCAACUCCGAGUUGUAGAGAAACAAGAGGAUACCCAUGAGUACAAUCCUGUCAAGCUUCGAACGGCCGGUUCGGAGUCGCCGGAGCGCGCUAACAUUAUUUUGCCUGGCAACAUGAAACUGUCCUCUCAGGAGCUUGAUCCCAGUUUUUAUAUCAUUUUGGAGGAAGUCAUUGUCAGAUGUUCAUCCGCUGAGCCUUCUCGGCUUGUACGAAUGAAGUUGACCUAA
Messenger RNA from Fusarium musae, 408 nucleotides. RefSeq lists its product as uncharacterized. NCBI's taxonomy places the organism in Eukaryota, Fungi, Ascomycota, Sordariomycetes, Hypocreales, Nectriaceae. The record is from RefSeq and is a predicted model, not a curated record. The transcript has a single exon. The coding region runs from base 1 to 408 and encodes 135 amino acids.